This is a messenger RNA of Camelina sativa (false flax), 628 nucleotides long. RefSeq lists its product as uncharacterized. The record is from RefSeq and is a predicted model, not a curated record. NCBI's taxonomy places the organism in Eukaryota, Viridiplantae, Streptophyta, Magnoliopsida, Brassicales, Brassicaceae.
ACACAACCCCCAAGAAAGAAAGGAAAAAAAAACAUUUUUGUUACCACGAUCGACCACCCUAAUAAUUAACUCUUUUGUCUUAUCAAAACUCUUCUAAUAGGUAUUUCUAUCUAUUACAACAAAUGGAUGGAGGCUUGGGAACGAUGUUAAUGAAGGUGGCCUUAUUUGCUCUGGUUCAAGCUUUGGUGUAUCUCAUCCUCUCGAAAUCGUCCAAUGUUUUCUCUAGAUCGAAUUCGUUGAAAAGAGCUUACAGUUUCCGGCCUAUGAGGUCCGUCAGCAUCCGCCAAAUUCUGACGGCACUUCAAGAUAUGCCUGCUGGCGAAGAGAUGUCUCCUUCUUCUUCUUCAUCUCUUACUUCUUCUUCGCAAGAUGAUGGGGCAGUAACGACAAAUAUAUCACCAUCUUAAGGAUUUUUAUACGGCGUUGUUUGAUUAAUUUUUUCAUCUUCUUUUAGAUUGUUUCCUUAAAUGGAUGUAAGAUUGAUUAGUCCUCUAUCUCUGUGUACAUAUGUAUGAUUGGUGUAGAUGUUGAAUAUUAUUAGGCCGUACAAUACUAUGUACAAUUCAAAAGAUUUACUAUAGUAUUUUGAUUAGUAAUUUUUAAUUAAACCAAAAAAAUGUUUUGUCUA